Messenger RNA from Talpa occidentalis (Iberian mole), 2797 nucleotides. RefSeq names its product myelin protein zero like 2 (gene MPZL2). Bases 292 to 939 code for a protein of 215 amino acids. The record is from RefSeq and is a predicted model, not a curated record. The transcript is spliced from 6 exons. NCBI's taxonomy places the organism in Eukaryota, Metazoa, Chordata, Mammalia, Eulipotyphla, Talpidae. Gene Ontology annotation, cellular component: membrane. Gene Ontology annotation, biological process: cell-cell adhesion.
AGUAAAGAAAAGAUUGCAGAGUUUGGGACUUUGUGCAGACGUGCCUGUGAGUGUAGAGGGCGGGAGGAGAGAAAGGAGGGUGUUGGGAGCGAAAGCUCCACCUUUCAUUCCUGCGAAGUGUAAGAGAUUGAGGAUGAGUCACAGGCACGGCUGCUCAGAUUCCCAAAGGUGAGGGACUGACUCCUCUGUUCGGGAAAACGCGGGGUUCGCACCUCUCAGAGUGGCCUUGGCAGGGUGUGAAGCCCUGGGUCUGCCCGGUCUGGUCUCUGGGGCCAGGGCUGGCUUUCCCUCAUGUAUGGCAAGAGCAGGACGCGUGCUGUGCUGCUUCUCCUUGGCAUCUGGCUCACAGCUCUCUGGCCUAUAGCAGCUGUGGAAAUUUACACCUCCCGCGUACUGGAGGGUGUCAACGGGACAGAUAUUCGGUUAAAAUGCACUUUUGCCAGCUUUGCCCCUGUGGGUGAUUCUCUAACAGUGACUUGGAAUUUUCGUCCUCAAAAUGGGGGACCUGAGCAGUUUGUAUUCUACUUCCAUGUGGAUCCCUUCAAACCCAUGAGUGGACAUUUCAAGGACAGGGUGGUCUGGGAUGGGAACCCUGACCGCUACGAUGUCUCGAUCAUUCUCUGGAAGCUGCAGUUUGAUGACAAUGGGACAUACACCUGCCAGGUGAAGAACCCGCCUGAUGUUGACGGGGUGAUCGGGGAGAUCAGGCUCAACGUCGUGCACACUGCAAGUUUCUCUGAGAUGUACUUCCUGGCUCUGGUCGUUGGCUCUGCCAGUGCAUUGAUGAUCAUAAUAGUGAUUGCAGUGGUCCUCGUCCAGCAUUUCCGGAAAAACCGAUGGGCUAAAAGAGCUCAUAAAGUGGUGGAGAUGAAACCAAAAGAAGAGGAAAAGCUCAACCAAGAGAAAAAGGUCUCUGUUUAUUUAGAAGACAUAGACUAACAUCCUUAGAUGGAAGUUGAAGAUUUCCAAGAAUAAGAACUCUAGGAUAAUUUGAAGUUAAUGGAAGCUUUUCUUUGGUUUUCCUAGUUGGGACCUGUCUUCCAACCACCUCUGCAGUAUAUAACAACCCAGAAAGGAAGAUCCUUCUGAGCCAGCAAUCCCUCUGGGCUCUUCUUGAGCAGAUAACACCAGACUCAUACACAGUCCCAUAUUAAGGUUUUAUUUAAUUUCAGAGUGCAACUAUUUCUCAAAUGUACAUUAACUUUUGUAUACUAAGAAACUACAUUUUUGCCCUUGAAACACUCCUUAUGGAGAUGACUUAUAUACAACAGAUAUCAGCUUCAAAUGGGAUUAAAAUCAACUUGUCUGUCAUAUUCCUCUAACAUAUUUGUUUUUUUAGAGCAGGACACUUGCUACUAAAGUUCAUGUUUACUCUUUCUUUCUCAACUCAUUCAAAAAGUGAGUUAAUUCUUCCAGCUGAUUUUAAUUUAUUAACAGAAAAUUCUACAUUCAAACCGUUAAGCAACAGUUUGAUUUUUAUGGCUUUUAAUAAAUAUGGGACAUCUCAUUUUACUGAAUUUCUUUCACUAUCCUAGAUGAUAGUUUUUUUUUCCCUGUCAAAUGAGACAAAGUUUACAAUAACACAAGUCUAAAUCAGAGUAACUAGAAAAGGCUACAUAAAUGCUAACAGAUUGACAAAUGCCACCUCAGCCUGUGUGGAAUGUCACCUUUUUUCUGUGUUGCUCAAAACAAUCAACAGUGAGGAUCUUUCAAGAACAAUGAAUGGCUGUUUAGCUUCCUGUUUCUUCCCCACCCCCCAAUUCAACAAUCUAUGACAGCAGGGCAGCAGUAUGUGUCUAUGCUCUAAGUAUCUAUGCUCUAAGACACCUAUACUUGUAGACUGGAAGCAUUAAACAGUUAAAUACCAAGAUUGUGAAAUAGUAUAUUACAACUUUAAAAAUUUGGGGCUGGUGAGAAAAGUCAACCCUAAAUGUUGAUAAUUGUGUACAGUGCUAUACAAAGCUCUGAGAACUGGAAGAGAUUAUUUAAAUUCUCUCUCUCUCUCUCUCUCUCAUUUCAAUUCACUGCUUAUUUUGGGGGCUCAAGGAUUUGUUAUGGAACAAAGAAAUGCCAAAACUAACAGAAGAAACAAACUUUUUCCUUUUUUCAUUUAUAUGAGUUGGUAACACAAACUUUAUAAGUGGGUGAUAGAAAGAAGAGUACUUUUUAAGAACAGGUAUCUGUUAAGUGUCUUUUCAAAUUUAAACUGCAGCAGCAAUCAUUCAAAGGAUAGAAAACAUUUAAAUGUUUAGAGCCCUCAAAAAUCUUUACAGUUUUCACUGACUAGGCUGAACAUGUUUUAGAAAACUGGGAUUUUCAAAUAAGUUAUCUGUACAUAAAGAUAUUGAAUUUUGACAAUUACCCAACACUUUAAAAAAUGGUAUAAUUUACAAUAUGAUCCUUGAUUCUGAAACUUGUUUCAUACCUGUCUCAUUUAGCCCUUUUGUACUGUCUAAAAAAGUAAAAUUUUAAUAUCCAACUUAGGAACAAAAAUUUAAAAAGUAUACUUUUAAUUCACAUUUUCUACUUCUCUUCAUAAUUCAACAUUUGAAAAUGUAAUUACUGGCUAUUUCUUCAAUCAGAUGGCUUGGGUGAUGUUCCAUAGUGUAAAGAAGUAGUUAAAAACUCAUGGAAAGUAUUUCCAGAAAAACUUGUAGCGUUGUGUCUUGGCUAAAUGUUUCAUGGUUAGUAGGACUCUGCUGUUCAACGUCUUCUUCCUAAAGAAAACUUUUGUAUUGUAAUUUAUUUUUUAUUGUGCCUUAAACACCUAUGUAAAUAAACUUUAGUAAUAAAGAAU